This is a messenger RNA of Impatiens glandulifera, 1239 nucleotides long. Its product is annotated as rust resistance kinase Lr10-like. Gene Ontology annotation, biological process: protein phosphorylation. NCBI's taxonomy places the organism in Eukaryota, Viridiplantae, Streptophyta, Magnoliopsida, Ericales, Balsaminaceae. The transcript has 2 exons. The record is from RefSeq and is a predicted model, not a curated record. Gene Ontology annotation, molecular function: protein kinase activity; ATP binding. The coding region runs from base 16 to 1239 and encodes 407 amino acids.
GCCCAACAAUUAAUUAUGCAGGCUGAUGGUCAUGAUCAUAAACACUCCCAAUCGAAAAUAAUAAUGAUUGUUGUGUUGUCGGUUAUCUCAAUAUUCAUCUUCAUAGGCCUUGUCUUUUUUGUAAACACUCUGAUGGAGAAGAAAAAUAAAUUUAAGUUCAGACUGGAUCCGUUCUUGGAGGGCAUGGCCAUGGAGAAGCUAAUUCGAUUCAAGUCCGCACAACUUGUUGAUUGUACCAAUAAUUACUCGACACUUCUAGGGUCUGGAGGAUUUGGAAAGGUUUACCUUGGACAACUUCCAAACGGAGUUCAAUGUGCUGUCAAGGUGCUUCAAAGAAACUUGGAUAGGAAAACAGAGGAACAAUUCAAGGCCGAGGUUAGUACUAUAGGUCGAACUUACCAUGCAAACUUGGUAAAGUUGUAUGGUUUUUGCUAUGACGAUUCAUUGAGCGCACUUGUCUAUGAGUACAUGAAGAAUGGAUCGUUGGACAAGUAUUUGUUUCGCGAUAAUCAUAGUAGUACUAGUAGUCCAAUGAUUUCAUGGGAAAAGUUUUAUGAAAUUGCAGUUGGAACUGCAAAGGGCUUAGCAUAUUUACACGAAGAUUGUCAGCAAAGGAUAAUCCACUAUGAUAUAAAGCCUGCAAACAUUCUUAUCGAUGACAACUUCUCCCCAAAGGUUGCUGAUUUUGGCAUGGCUAAGUUAUGCAAUAAGGAUAAAACUCAUGUGACUAUGACAGGAUAUAGGGGGACCCCGGGCUACUCUGCACCCGAGUUUCUCCUCCACAACUUUCACAUCACUUACAAGAGCGAUGUCUAUAGCUUUGGGAUGUUGUUAUUCGAGAUAUUGGGGCGAAGGAAGAACACGAAUAUGAGUGCUACUACUAGCAAUUUGGAUUGGUUCCCAAGUUGCGUGUGGGAUAAGUAUGAGAAAGGAGAAUUGGAAGAGCUAACAAAAUCUUGCAAAAUUGAAGAAGCCGAGAGAGAACGUGCACAAAGGUUGGCCAAGGUGGCUUUGUGGUGCGUUCAGGACUCCCCUCAUGCAAGGCCUCGGAUGAGCAUUGUGGUGAAAAUGUUGGAAGGAGAAGUCGAAAUCUUGCCCCCUCCAAAGCCUUUUAGUUUUAUGUUCUCUAUUAGGGAAAAUACGAUAAAUUCAUCGAAGACAAGCAAGGAAGUAGACUCAAACUGGUAUAAAGAUACAUCGAGAAUCAUAUUUGAAUGUGAAAUACAAAUAGAUAACUAA